Messenger RNA from Wickerhamiella sorbophila, 639 nucleotides. RefSeq lists its product as hypothetical. The record is from RefSeq and is a predicted model, not a curated record. The coding region runs from base 1 to 639 and encodes 212 amino acids. The transcript has a single exon. NCBI's taxonomy places the organism in Eukaryota, Fungi, Ascomycota, Dipodascomycetes, Dipodascales, Trichomonascaceae.
AUGAAGCUUUCACUCUGGACUUUGGCCGUCGCACUCCCCCUUGCUUGUGCCCAAAACAACAACAACAAUGAAGAUCACAAUAAUCACCAUUCGGAAGUGAAUGGUAAUAACAACGACCAAAGCCAAGACCAUAACCGCACCCGUGACUAUAACAACUCACAUGAUCACAGUCACACUAACGAUAACGACCAGGGUCAUAACCGUACUCGUGAUUACAACAACUCACAUGACAAUAACCACACCGACAAUGACCAGGAUCACGACCAGGACCAUAAUCGUACCCGUGACUACAACAACUCGCACCAUAACGAGCACACCCGAACCAAUAGUGCAGUAUCUACAGGCACUUCGGCCAACGGAGGUAAGCCCUCUCCUAUCGGUGCUGGUGUUGGUAGUGCUGCUGAGAGUACCAAAACUGAUAUCAAAACAUCUACCGUGACUACAAGUUCUACUAAGAUCGCUUCCACCACUGCCUCUGCCAGUCACAGUAGUACUACCAGUUCCGCUAGCUCUUCCAGUGUGUUAUCCACUUCCAGCUCGACCAGCUCCACCUCUUCGUCUUCUAAUGCUGGAAUGGCCGUGGUCGUAGGCGGGUCUACUAUUUUCGGUGCCGCCCUUUGUGCUAUAGCUAUUUUGUAG